GUGGCCCUCUCCCCACCGUGCCCUGCUGUCGCCCCCACCCCAUUCCCUUCUCCAGGUCUGAUGAUGGAGGAGCCUUGGCCUUGGCUGUCCCAGGGGAGGAGGUGAAAUUCCUCAGCUCUCCACCAAGAUCGGCAACAAAAGCCUGAUCCCUGGAACACACCAGGCCUCACCUAGAGGUUCAGCCAUUGGAUUAUAGGAACUGCCCUGGCCUGACUCACCCAAUAUGGAGGAGGUGCCUGGGGAUGCCCCCUGUGAACACUUUGAGGCCAACAUGCUUACCCAGAACCACCGUCAAAACUGCUUCCACCCUGAGGAGGCCCACGGAGCAAGAUACCAGGUGAGCCAGUUUUCCACGUGGUUGAGGGGCCCAUCCCCCUCAGCAGGGCUCCCAGAAGAGGGUCCCACAGCCGCCCCCAGGAGCGGGAGCCAUGAUCUUGAGGCAGUGCCCUAUCUGGAGGGCCUGACCACUUCCCUGCGUGGCAGCUGCAACGAGGACCCCGGCUCUGACCCCGGCUCCAGCGCUGACUCCGCCACCCCUGAUGAUACCAGCAACUCGUCCUCUGUGGAUUGGGACACUGUUGAGAGGCAGGAGGAGGCCCCCAACUGGGACGAGCUCGCAGUGAUGAUCCCUAGGAGACCUCAGGAGGGGCCGAAAGCUGACAGCUCCCAAAAGGCUCCGUCUCUCCUCACCAGGUCCCCUGUGGGAGGAGACACUGCAGGCCAGAAAAAGGAGGGUGAGUCCUUCUGCCAGGUUGGUUCCCAUGGUGAUGGCCUGGGGCCCCCCCAGAUAGCCAUCUCACUGGCCAUUUGGGACCUUGGAGCCACCCAACGAGACAACCCCAGAACAUCCUGUGUCCAGCGGGACGAUCCCAGAGCCUCCUCUCCCAACAGAGCUUCCCAACAGGACAACCCCAGAACUUCUAUUCAACAGAACAUCCCCAGAUCAUCUUCUACCCAACAAGACAACCCUAAAACCUCUUGUACCAAACGGGAUAACCUCAGACCCACUCGUACACAGCGGGACCACACACAGUCCUUUUCCUUUCAACGAGACAACCCUGGAACCUCCUCAUCUCAGUGCUGCACCCAAAAGGAGAAUCUGAGACCAUCAUCUCCCCACCGCUCCACUCAAUGGAACAAUCCCAGGAAUUCGUCUCCACAUCGUACUAACAAAGACAUCCCCUGGGCCUCCUUUCCCCUCCGGCCAACUCAGAGUGAUGGUCCCCGAACCUCUUCCCCAUCUCGCUCCAAGCAAAAUGAGGUUCCCUGGGCAUCCAUCGCCCUCCGGCCAACCCAAGGUGACAGGCCUCAGACAUCCUCUCCCAGCAGGCCAGCCCAGCAUGACCCACCCCGGUCCUCCUUUGGCCCCACCCAGUACAACUUGCCAUCCCGGGUCACCUCUUCCUCCCCUAACCCAGGCCACCAGAGCACCUCCCGGACUUCCUCACCUGUGUACCCUGCUGCCUGUGGGGUUCCCUUGACCUAUCCUGAGCCCUCCCAGCCUCCAUGUGCUGUGUGCAUUGGGCACCGGGAUGCCCCUCGGGCCUCUUCGCCCCCUCGCUAUUUGCAGCAUGACCCCUUCCCCUUCUUCCCAGAGCCCCACGCCCCAGAGAGUGAAUUGCCCCACCACGAGCCUCCCUAUAUACCACCUGCUGUGUGCAUUGGACACCGAGAUGCCCCCCAGGCGUCCUCGCCCCCCCGCCACACCCAAUUUGACCCCUUCCCCUUCCUCCCAGACACAUCAGAUGCCGAACAUCAGUGUCAGUCCCCCCAACACGAGCCCCUUCAGCUCCCCGCACCUGUAUGUAUUGGGUACCGAGACGCACCCCGGGCCUCCUCCCCACCACGCCAGGCCCCAGAGCCUUCCCUCUUGUUCCAGGACCUCCCCAGGGCCAGCACAGAGAGCCUUGUGCCUUCCAUGGACUCUCUGCACGAGGGCCCCCAAAUCCCCACCCCUGUGUGCAUUGGGCACCGGGAUGCACCCUCCUUCUCAUCCCCACCACGCCAGGCUCCUGAGCCAUCCCUCUUCUUCCAGGACGCCCCUGGAACUAGUAUGGAGAGCCUGGCCCCCUCCACUGACUCUCUGCAUGGCUCCCUAGUGCUGAUCCCCCAAGUGUGCAUCGGGCACCGGGAUGCACCCCGAGCCUCCUCCCCACCCCGCCACCCACCCAGUGAUCUAGCGUUCCUGGCACCCUCACCUUCGCCGGGCAGCUCCAGGGGUUCCCGGGGCUCAGCACCUCCCGGGGAGACCAGGCACAACUUGGAGCGGGAGGAGUACACUGUGCUGGCUGACCUGCCCCCACCCAGGAGGCUGGCCCAGAGACAGCCAGGGACCCAAGCGCAGCACAGCAGCGGGGGCCGCACCCGCAGCCCUGGCCGCGCGGAGGUGGAGCGCCUCUUCGGGCAAGAGCGCAGGAAGUCCGAGGCAGCGGGGGCCUUCCAGGUCCAGGACGAGGGACGGUCACAGCGGCCCAGCCAAGGCCAGAGCCAACUUCUCCGAAGACAGUCCAGCCCUGCCCCCAGCAGGCAGGUGACCAAGCGCCCUGCCAAACAGGCAGAACUGACCUGGCGGAGCCAAGCAGAGCCCCCUCAUUCUCGGAGUCCUGAGAAGAGACCUGAGGGAGAUCGGCGGCUCCAGGGGUCCCCGCUGCCUCCCAGGACAUCAGCCAGGACCCCUGAGAGGGAGCUGCAGACACAGAGACCUCUGGAGAGUGGCCAAGCAGGCCCAAGACAGCCUCUGGGGGCGUGGCAGAGUCAGGAGGAACCGCCAGGGUCCCAGGGCCCUCACAGACACCUGGAGAGGAGCUGGAGCAGCCAGGAGGGAGGCCUGGGGGCAGCCAAAGCCUUGGAGGGAGCAUGGGGGGGCCCUCCUGGGGAGUACAGGGAGAGCUGGGGACAGCCAGAGGCCUGGGAAGAGGCGGCCACCCAUGAGCCCCCCAGAGAACUAGGGAAGAGAAGCCCGCUCACAAGCCCCCCUGAGAACUGGGGAGGCCCCACAGAGUCCUCACAAUCCAGGCGCCCUGGGACACCCACUACUGUGGGCUGGGGGGCAGAGGGAGCAUGUCCAUACUCGCAUGGCCCUGAGAGGCGACCCGAGCUUGACUGGAGGGACCUGCUUGGUCUUCUCCGGGCACCAGGAGAGGGGGCCUGGGCCCGUCUCCCCAGACUGGACUGGGAGGGCCUCUUGGAGCUCCUGCAGGCCAGGCUGCCCCGCAAGGACCCAGCUGGACACAGGGAUGACCUGGUCAGGGCUUCAGGGCCAGAGAUGGGUCCCCCAGGCACAAAGGAUGUCCCCGAGCAGGAGUCACACAGUCAGCCAGAAGGCUGGGCCGAGGCCACCCCAGUCAACGGACUCAGCCCCGCACCGCGGCCCCAGAGCCCGGCCCAGCCGCCCAGCCCUGCCUGCACCUCCACCCAGUGGCCAAAGACCAAAGUGACAAGAGGACCAGCGACCGUAACUCUGGCAGGCCUAGAGCAGACGGGCCCCCUGGGGAGCAGGAGCACUGCAGAGGGCCCCAGUUUGCCAGAGCUGCAGUUCCAACCAGAGGAGCCUGAGGAGUCAGAACCAAGCAGAGGCCAAGACCCCCUGACUGACCAGAAGCAGGCAGACUCGGCAGACAAGAGGCCAGCAGAGGGCAAGGCUGGGAGCCCGCUCAAGGGCCGACUGGUGACCUCAUGGCGGAUGCCCGGGGACCGGCCCACGCUGUUCAAUCCGUUCCUGCUGUCUCUGGGGGUCCUCAGGUGGCAAAGGCCCGAUCUGCUCAACUUCAAGAAGGGAUGGAUGUCGAUCUUGGAUGAGCCUGGAGAGCCUCCCUCCCCUUCGCUCACCACCACCUCUACUUCACAGUGGAAGAAACAUUGGUUUGUGCUGACAGAUUCAAGUCUCAAAUAUUACAGAGACUCCACCGCUGAGGAGGCAGACGAGCUGGAUGGUGAGAUCGACCUGCGUUCUUGCACGGAUGUCACCGAGUACGCGGUGCAGCGCAACUAUGGCUUCCAGAUCCACACCAAGGAUGCUGUCUAUACCUUGUCGGCCAUGACCUCAGGCAUCCGGCGGAACUGGAUCGAGGCUCUGAGAAAGACCGUGCGUCCAACUUCAGCUCCAGAUGUCACCAAGCUCUCGGACUGUAAUAAGGAGAACACGCUGCACAACUACGGCACCCAGAAGGGCCCCCUGAAGGCAGGGGAGCAGCGGGCGGGCAUUGAGGUCGUCAGCCGGGGUGGCCCUCGGAAGGCAGAUGGGCAGCGGCAGGCCUUGGACUACGUGGAGCUCUCCCCGCUGACCCAGGCCCCCCCGCAGCGGGCCCGCACCCCGGCCCGCACUCCUGACCGCCUGGCCAAGCAGGAGGAGCUGGAGCGGGACCUGGCCCAGCGCUCCGAGGAGCGACGCAAGUGGUUUGAGGCCACAGACAGCAGGACCCCAGAGGUGCCCGCUGGUGAGGGGCUGCGCCGGGGCCUGGGUGCCCCCCUGACUGAGGACCAGCAAAACCGGCUCAGUGAGGAGAUCGAGAAGAAGUGGCAGGAGCUGGAGAAGCUGCCUCUGCGGGAGAAUAAGCGGGUGCCCCUCACUGCCCUGCUCAACCAAAGCCGCGGAGAGCGCCGAGGGCCCCCAAGUGACAGCCACGAGGCACUGGAGAAGGAGGUUCAGGCUCUUCGGGCCCAGCUGGAGGCGUGGCGUCUCCAAGGGGAGGCUCCUCAGAGUGCGCCGAGAUCCCAGGAGGACGGCCACAUCCCCCCGGGCUACAUCUCACAGGAGGCAUGUGAGCGCAGCCUGGCAGAGAUGGAGUCCUCACACCAGCAGGUGAUGGAGGAGCUGCAGCGGCACCAUGAGCGGGAGCUGCAGCGGCUGCAGCAGGAGAAGGAGUGGCUCCUGGCCGAGGAGACGGCAGCCACGGCCUCAGCCAUUGAAGCCAUGAAGAAGGCCUACCAGGAAGAGCUGAGCCGAGAGCUGAGCAAAACACGGAGUCUCCAGCAGGGCCCAGAUGGCCUCCGGAAGCAGCACCAGUCAGAUGUGGAGGCACUGAAGCGGGAGCUGCAGGUGCUAUCGGAGCAGUACUCGCAGAAGUGCCUGGAGAUAGGGGCGCUCACGCGGCAGGCCGAGGAGCGUGAGCACACACUGCGCCGCUGCCAGCAGGAGGGCCAGGAGCUGCUGCGCCACAACCAGGAGCUGCAUGGCCGCCUGUCAGAGGAGAUAGACCAGCUGCGUGGCUUCAUUGCCUCACAGGGCAUGGGCAACGGCUGCGGGCGCAGCAAUGAGCGGAGUUCCUGCGAGCUGGAGGUGCUGCUUCGUGUAAAAGAGAAUGAACUCCAGUACCUGAAGAAGGAAGUGCAGUGCCUCCGGGACGAACUCCAGAUGAUGCAGAAGGACAAGCGCUUCACCUCGGGAAAGUACCAGGAUGUCUACGUGGAGCUGAGCCACAUCAAGACGCGGUCCGAGCGGGAGAUCGAGCAGCUGAAGGAGCACCUGCGCCUUGCCAUGGCCGCCCUCCAGGAGAAGGAGUCAAUGCGCAACAGCCUGGCUGAGUAGAGGUCCCGCUCAGCUGCAGACCCUCCAGGCUGGAGGACCAGCCGCCCUCUUUCCCUUCUGGAUGGAAGUCAAAAGCCAAGCUUUCUCCCCACCCUCUGUGGGCCACAUGUGCACUUGCACUCACCACACACCCACACACAGACACAGACACACACACACACGUGCACACAUGUACACACGGACACACACACACACACUCUGCGUAUCUGAGCGCGCCCCUCGCACUGGGUCUUACCUUGCACCUUCUUCAGGAUUUUAUAUGUGAAGAGAUUUUUAUAUAGAUUUUUUUCCUUUUUUUCCAAAACACUUUAUACUUUAAAAAAAAAAGAAAAAACAAUUCCUGGUGGUCGUGUGCCUCCAGCCCUGGUCCCUGCUCUGUCUCCAGCCACCCUCUGCUUGGGCUUCUGGGCUGGUGGCCCUGGUCCGGGGGUCUGGCAGAGGCCCAGGCAGCAGCCAUGGCAGGGUAUCUCUGCAGGGGAGAGGCGGGAGCCUGCCACCUUCCUCCUACCCUACCUCCUACUAACACUUCCUGCCCCAUUUGGACCCGUACCAUGGGGCUCAGGACAGAGGGAGCCAGCAGCUGGCUUCCAUGACCCCACAGCCUCCUCUGAGGCUGUGCUGGGUGCGGAACCGCCAGAGCCACCCAAAAGGUGAUUCUCUCCUGCCCCCUGAACCUCUUAACUUAAUAAAAUGUUCCAGCAA
Messenger RNA from Mandrillus leucophaeus (drill), 6229 nucleotides. It is a transcript of the gene TRIOBP, whose product is annotated as TRIO and F-actin binding protein. Gene Ontology annotation, cellular component: actin cytoskeleton. The record is from RefSeq and is a predicted model, not a curated record. Gene Ontology annotation, biological process: positive regulation of substrate adhesion-dependent cell spreading; actin filament organization. The transcript has 22 exons. Lineage: Eukaryota; Metazoa; Chordata; Mammalia; Primates; Cercopithecidae. Gene Ontology annotation, molecular function: actin filament binding. The coding region runs from base 224 to 5527 and encodes 1767 amino acids.